Molecule: messenger RNA, 411 nt
Organism: Gongylonema pulchrum
Lineage: Eukaryota; Metazoa; Nematoda; Chromadorea; Rhabditida; Gongylonematidae
Source: the annotation of a GenBank genome assembly
AUGAGUGUCGAUUCUUGCUCGCUGUACGAAUUUCGGAUUACAGCUGUUUCACGGUACGGUGAAAGCAAACCAGUUUAUCUGGUGCAGUAUACAGAGCCACAGCUCAGUCCGCAGCAUAUCCUCGCUCAGCGGUUGAACGCCAACACCAUUGAGCUAUCCUGGGAGCCACCAUACAAGCGAACCAGAGAUGUAAAGGGUUACAUCGUAUAUUAUACAGAAAAUCCGAAUGCUCAUUUUUCGGACUGGGAGCGAAUAACAGUACGCGGAAGACAUGUCGUAUUCCCGGACUUACGUUACGACUGGUUCUACAUGUUUUGUGCUACAGCAUGUUUCAAGGAUGGACAACGAUCCCCGCUCUCCAGGGCGCUUUUCAUUAAAACCGACAAACUCGAAUUUCGACGAAAAUGUUAG